CCAGUUGUGAUCCGUAUCGAAAGUACGGAAGCUGUAAUGGGAGUAUCGGGUGUGAGCGGUUGACCUUAAACGUGGGUGGAUUAAACAGGAUUUUUGCAGUCAAGGACAUUGUAGCAGUGAGACUACAGAGAUUUCCACUGGACUCAGUUUGUUUGAAAGCAGUUCUGUGCCCGUCCAUCACUGAGCUGACAAAAUGAACUAUGCAAGUGAACAAUUAUACAACGGCUACCUGCGGCAGAAUUUGGCAACUUUUGUUACUGUGGUAAGACCCACUGAGAUCAUGGUUCAUCUCCAGUGCCUUACUCAGUCUGAUCGGGAUGAGAUAUAUGCAAAGAAAGAAAGCAGGGGCAACUUUGAUGCCAUGCAGCUGCUGCUGGACUGCCUGAGACGCAGGGAGAACUGGCCCGAGCAGCUGAUCCAAGCCUUGAGGAACUGUGAGCACCUGCAGCUUUCCAGAGAAGUUGAGAGAGAGUACAACUCUUUGAGAGCCAACAUGAAUGGCAGAGCUGCCCCAGUGCUACCCUCUGCUGCUCCUCAUGGUGAACCUCCUGCUCCUCCUGCUGCGUCAUCUGGUGGACACCCUGCUCCUACUCCUGCUCCAGCUAGUGAACCUCCUGCUGCCCCGUGCAGUGGACCGCCUCCUCCUUCUCCUCCUGCUCCAUCUGGUACACCUCCUGCUGCUUCUGUGCAUUCUCCUUUGUCUCCAGUUGCUGUUCCUCCACCUUCAGCAGAUGCCAACCCAUCUCCUGCCCCAAAGCAAAUGGUCCCAGCUAUGGCACUGACAAACAACGUGGCUCCUAUGGACCCGCAGUGUGACAGGAGUCCUGGUGACAAGAAUCUGAUCCCCAGUCACAGAGCUCAUACUGGUUCAGUGGAGACUCAGAAUUCGCCAACAACAUCCGCACAGGAGGUCCCUGCUACAGCAAUGCAGGCAACCUGCUCAGAAGAUCACGUGUCCCAGCACACUAACCAGCCCUUGCCCCCAAAGACCGAUACCCCAACCUGUGCAGGACCUGCAUCCAGCUCACAGCGGUCCCUGGUUAAUAAUCCAGUACAGGAGACAAAUCCACUGAAUACUGAUAUGACUAGUGUGAGCAUCAGCAGAGGCCCAGUAGAGAACUUAGACCCAACUGCAAAUCAGGUACAAGACAGCCAUCAGUAUGUAGCGCUCCCUCAAGGGCGUACAGCCCUGCAAGGUGUCACGAUAAUGCCGCCUCCUGCCAACCAGGGACGCUCCAGUAUCCUGGCCUCCAGCAUUUCCUCUCGUGGAACCACAGUGGAGGAGGAGCACCUCAGCAAGCCUGGGGAACUUCAGCUCCCUUUUGCCCGUUCUGAUCCAGAGGAACCAUAUUCUGGUGACGCCGACCGUCUGGAAUUUAGUGACACCCUGGGGGUCCCUUGCAGGACGGCGCUGGAGGACAGUCACUACGAGAGCAUCCACAGCAGCGAAGAUGUGUACACAAACGAGAUCCAUGUGUCCGAAGAGGCCUCGAUCCAGAACCAUGCAGGUCAAAGCCUGGGCAGCCAAAGAGAAAGCCACAUGACCCAGGCAGGGCAGAACAGUCACAGUGCGGAGGGUACCCUGCAGAGUAAUUCCACAUCUUACCCUCUAAUAGAUAACUAUUACGUCCCUGCUGCUGUGGUGGUGGCAGCAGCAUGUGUGCUGGUCUUGCUGUGGAGGCUGAAAGAGUGAGGUUUCAUUUAAGGCAAAUUAUUUUCUGGAAAGCACUUCCAAUCAUAGAAAUUUAAGCACUUUAAUGUGAUCCUAAAUAUUGUAAUUUUAGCUAUAUGAGGCAAAAGUAGUGUGCAUUUUCUCAGUCUGCAAAUUAUUAUGGAUAUAAUGACUGUCACAUUUUGACUGUUUUGACGUGGAAGCUUGACCUGUUCUGCUCUAUGUUCCAGCUGAAGCAACAAGGAAAAAAAGACCUUAAGGAAAAAGUUGCUCUGAAAUGUACUUACUAGUGAGCUACUUUAUCAGUGUCCAGUUUUGUCAUUUUCAUGACACAGUCACCAAAAGAAGCACCCAGUUAACAGAAUUUCUUUACAAUUGGCCCAUGCAACUGUCCACUGGUCUGUCUCACAUCUACUCCUGUCUUCAUGGAGACUAUAAUCAUUCAUGUGGUGAAAAGGGAAGUGCAAACAGUCCAUACAUGCUGUUUCUGGUUAUUUAGUGGGUGAUCUAGAUUAACUUUUGUUAUUUGUUAUGUGCUGUUUCACCAUUUAACACCUCUGUAAACAUAUAUUCUAAAAGAGUAGCUCUAAAGGUUUUUUUUUUUUUUUUUCUUUUUUUUAAAAAAAAAAGAAGAAGAAG
Molecule: messenger RNA, 2311 nt
Organism: Scleropages formosus (Asian bonytongue)
Lineage: Eukaryota; Metazoa; Chordata; Actinopteri; Osteoglossiformes; Osteoglossidae
Gene: mavs
Product: mitochondrial antiviral signaling protein
Exons: 6
Coding region: 194-1693 (499 amino acids)
Source: RefSeq, a predicted model, not a curated record